GCGCUGGCGAAGGUGGCGGACCUGAACGAGGUGAAGAUGAUCUUCGACCAGCUGUUCUCCCGCAUCCGCGUCGCGGCGAAGUACGAAGGAUCCACGCCAGUUUCUCUGAAGGCUGUGCUCAUAUCGGCCCUCGUGCGGAAGCAGAUCACCGCCCAAACCUUCAUCAACGUGCUCGUCGCUGCCGACCUGGCUGCGAGCAACAUAAGGAGCGUGGGUGCGUCAACCUUAAGCAACAAGACGAAGGGGACAGGGAAGCUGGCGGCGGCGCUAGGGCAAAAUGCCACGACUACUUGCCGCUUUGUGGACAAGGAUGCCACCAGGAACAGCAUCGCAGGGUGUGGCCCGGACCUGGAUCUCACGGCGGCGGUGAAUGCGCCCAGUGGCUCCCGCACCGUGCGCGGCACCGGGAUGACGCAUUUCGAGCAAGCUGGGGCGACAGUGCUGGACUCUGGGGACUUCGACCAGAAACAGGAUCGCAUCGCAGGCUGGGGGAAGAAGACCAUGAGGAAGAACCUGGCGAAGCGGAAAAUGGACAAGAAGGAGACUGCCCAGGGGCUCGAGGAAUGGGAGGAGGAACAGAAAGACCUUGCCAUCGCGGUGCAAGAGGGGAGGGAGCAGUCCCGCAAGGAGAAGACGAUGAUCGUGGCCGUCCUAGAGGACGUCGCCUCGGACCUCAACUCGGCUGGGUUCAAGAUCUUUGUGCUGAAGGGGGCCACCAGCAAGACUCUUGGGGAAGCCAUCCUGGAGUACGUUGUCGCCCUCCAGUCAGGGACCACGAACGUGGAGGACAAGGACUUCGCGAAGAAGCAUCCGGGGCUGGCAUCGAUGUUCGGCGAUGGCUCGAUGAACGCGGCUGCCUACGACUUCCUGAAGGCCGAGGGGCUCCUCGCCACCGGCGACGCACCACCCGAGGCCGAGCAGGAAGGCAAGCCGGCAUCCCCAGCCAUAGUGGAGAUUGUGAACUUCGCCACGAAGUACUUACCCCCGGAGCUUGCGGCGCCUCUGAGCCAGUUCACCGUCUCGGACUACUCAGUCGAUCUGACGAUCGAGGGGAGCUCACAGGCGCAGAAGCAGCUUGCCAAUGUGGUCGCAACGCUCUCGUCCUCCCACGAGGCAAUCAGGGCCGACGCCGCGAGGAUCGCCGCCAUGGCCCUGAAGGACGCCGUGAAGGAGAUCACAACUCUCCCCUACUUGAAGGGGACCUCUUUUUCGGACAACAUCCGGAGGGCGGACUACAUCAUCGCCGCGUUCCCUGCCGCUGCGGUCUACAUCGGAGAGGAGAUGAAGAGCGCUGCCAACGCGAAGAAGGUCAUUGUGGUGCACACAGCGACACCGAAGGCCUACCUCACCUAUGCUCUGGCCCUCGGAGGAAGGAUGUCCGCUGCUUCCUUUGGCCAGAGGAAGGACUCGAUGAAGCCGAGCCUGCUCCUCUUCAUCUCGGCAGCGGCGAGGGUCAGCAACGACCACAGGGAUCUCAUGAAGACGUUGCAGAUUACGGCAGGGGGCGAAGUGGACGACGCAGUUGGGGUGGUGGCCGGCAUCGCCGCGACAAGGAACGUCACGCUCGCGCCAGCGUGA
This is a messenger RNA of Prorocentrum cordatum, 1578 nucleotides long. The record is from the annotation of a GenBank genome assembly. Lineage: Eukaryota; Dinophyceae; Prorocentrales; Prorocentraceae.